AUGCCAAAGGGUGUUGUGAUAGAACAUGAUCAGCUAGCUGCAGCAGCAAAGCAAGUUGGCCAGGCCCUAGGCUUUAGUGAAAGGCCGCAUAUACUACAAUUUGCCUCGUAUAGUUUUGAUGUGUGUAUCCUUGAAACAUUAUUUGGCCUAGCUCAUGGCUGCUGCAUAUGCGUUCCUACAGAAUUACAGUCGAGAAACGAUAUAAUUGGAUUUAUCAAUGCGACGAAUAUGUCUUAUGCCGUUUUCACCCCAUCCGCACUUUCAGCCAUUCCCCUUCGACAAACCAGGAGUCUACAAAGUCACCUCAUAGGAGGUGAAGAGCCUCCUCUUGAUCUCUUAAAAUUUUACAGCAAAUACUUCGGGAUAAUGAUCGCCUAUGGUCCUGCUGAGUGCACUGUUCCCUCAUACGUCUAUCCAAGAGAUCUUGGAACUAGCAUCUGCAAUAGGAUGUGGAUUAGGGAUCCACAGAAUCCUGAGCAAAGCGCAUCAGUCGAUACGAUAGGGGAACUUAUCAUUGAAGGCCCAACUGUAGGGCGUGGCUAUCUCAAUGACCAUGCAAGGACAGCCGAGCAGUUCGAUGCCAAGUAUUUAGGUUUCAAACCAUCACAAAUGAUUCGUCGAUACAGGACAGGGGAUAUGGCUCGUUAUGACGCGAAUGGCUCAAUCAUCUUUUCAGGAACAAAAGACGAGCAAAUAAAGUUGAAUGGACGUCGAAUUGAACUUGGCGAGAUCGAAUACUGGUUACAGACGCUGCUUCCCACAGGGGAGCGUGGGAAAGUUGAGCUUGUUCGAUACAACCAGAGCCAAGCCGAGAGGCUCGUUGCCUUCAUAUGUCUUAACGCAAGCAGAAGCCAUCAAGAACCCCGGGCCGAGUGUAUUUCUCAAUACUCCAAAGACACUUGCGAUCAACGAGCAAGAUCUAUUCAACAAUAUCUUCGAGAGCUGCUUCCAGAAUACAUGAUUCCAACACCGUACAUGCCAGUGUCACGAUCUCCUCUGACACUAUCAUCCAAGCUAGAUCGACAUAAACUUCGAGAACUGGCAUUGAAUCUGUCACCUGAUGACCCGAAAGACAAUAUGUCGGUCUUGAAGUCAUAA
This is a messenger RNA of Talaromyces proteolyticus, 1098 nucleotides long. RefSeq lists its product as uncharacterized. Gene Ontology annotation, biological process: amino acid activation for nonribosomal peptide biosynthetic process; secondary metabolite biosynthetic process. NCBI's taxonomy places the organism in Eukaryota, Fungi, Ascomycota, Eurotiomycetes, Eurotiales, Trichocomaceae. The transcript is spliced from 2 exons. Gene Ontology annotation, molecular function: phosphopantetheine binding. Gene Ontology annotation, cellular component: cytoplasm. Bases 1 to 1098 code for a protein of 365 amino acids. The record is from RefSeq and is a predicted model, not a curated record.